Diaporthe citri is the source of this 1428-nucleotide messenger RNA. RefSeq lists its product as uncharacterized. The record is from RefSeq and is a predicted model, not a curated record. The transcript is spliced from 7 exons. Gene Ontology annotation, molecular function: N,N-dimethylaniline monooxygenase activity; NADP binding; flavin adenine dinucleotide binding. NCBI's taxonomy places the organism in Eukaryota, Fungi, Ascomycota, Sordariomycetes, Diaporthales, Diaporthaceae. Bases 1 to 1428 code for a protein of 475 amino acids.
AUGGCCCACGCAUUAAAAUGCAGGCUAGGCUAUGCUGACUUUGAGGCAAGGCCCAAGUCUACGCUACAUGUCUUUGAGAAGCGCGAUUCUAUUGGAGGCACGUGGAAAGCCAACACAUAUCCUGGAUGCGGUUCUGAUGUGCCCAUCCACCUCUAUUCUUAUUCCUUCAACUUGAAUCCAGAUUGGAGUGAGGAGUUGUGCGAUCAAUCAGAAAUACUGCAAUACAUCGAAAACACCGUCGACAAAUUUUUAUUGCGCUCGCAUUUCAGGCUCAACUUGGCUUGCACUGGCGCAAGAUGGCUAUCCCAAGAGGAGCUAUGGGAGGUUGAGUUCAUUGACACAAUGACUAAAGAGAGGGUGACGAGAAAGUAUGCCAUCCUCCUAACUGCCGUAGGGGGCUUUUCCACUCCAAGGGAAAUUCAUCUCCCCGGAUUGGAAUCCUUUGGGGGUCAGAUAUUCCACACAGCCCAAUGGGACCACACGUGCGACUACAGGGGCAAGCGAGUCGCCGUCAUAGGAAACGGUUGCAGUGCGGCUCAGGUUGUGCCAUCGGUCGCCAAGCAUGUUCGCACGAGGCCGGCAAUGCGAUAUUAUCGCCUCAAGACUUUCCUGGACACCGACAGCCUCGCGGCAUCGUAUGGGUCUUCGCCCAAGGAGGUCAAACAGCGCAUGGAGACCGAGGAGAAUGCCAAGGCGUACAUCUACUCUCAAGCGCCAAGGAAGUAUCACGAAGUCUUGGUGCCAGAAUUUGCUCUCGGUUGCAAGAGGCGCAUCUUCGAUCCAAACUAUCUGUCGUCUCUCCAUCUGGACCAUGUAGACCUGAUAGCGGAGGGGAUCCGUGAGGUCACCAAGACUGGAAUAAUCAGCGAAAGCGGGUACGAAGAGGAAUUUGACAUCAUCUUCUUGGCCACAGGCUUCCAAGGGGAGCACAGGCUUACAUUCGUCCACAACUUCCCCAAUUUCGGCAUGCUCUUUGGACCGAACACGUUCCCUGAGUUCAAUUCUGUUAUCUACGCGGUCGAAGUGCAGUUUGACUACCUGGCCAAGACGCUCUUCAAGACCGUCAUUGACGGCUACGCGGACGUGGUAGAGGUCAGAGAAGAAGCCGAGGCGCAAUCCGUCACGGAGCUCGAUAAGACACUGGCACAGACAGUAUUCAAUUCCGGUUGCAACAAUUGGUACAUCAACUCUGCAGGUCGUAAUUCUGCUUCCUGGCCUGGAAUGGCUUCUUCGUUCUGGCGGGCGACAUUCUUUCCUCGCUGGGGAGACUUUGCACUUGAGGGCGGAAAUGCGGCUUGGUUUCUUGGCAGGGCUCUUCGAAUCAUUAAGAUGGCUUCAACGUGGGUAUGGCUGGCAAUGCUAUUUGUGGUAGUCUCAGCUUUUGACACGUACUUGGGAGGCCCGGUGUUGCGAGGCCUUGGAGGCUGA